Molecule: messenger RNA, 1383 nt
Organism: Amorphotheca resinae ATCC 22711
Lineage: Eukaryota; Fungi; Ascomycota; Leotiomycetes; Helotiales; Amorphothecaceae
Exons: 2
Coding region: 1-1383 (460 amino acids)
Source: RefSeq, a predicted model, not a curated record
AUGGAAUCUGGUCUGUCUAUAUCUACCGCACCGCAGAGCAAGCUUCCAACUUCACUUCUUCAACUCCUUUCCAAUACCCUGGUCCUCUAUCAAACCGUCCCAUACCUUCCAGUCUCCUCUGUGUUGGCCCUGGGAUCCACCUCUAAAUCCUUCCAUGCCCUCAUUCACAGGGCACCACACGUAUUUAGACGUCUUGACUUGAGUCAGGUCAAGUACGCUCGGUCGGAAAUUGGCUCACUCGAUCACGGAGGAGAAGUAUGGCGGAACAUUCAAGUUGAUGAGAAUGUUACGGAAGACGAUUUCUACGGAGGUCCCUUGAGGGGGAUUUUCAGCAAUCUUCGACGCCGAAAUAUUCUUCAAGAUGUCCGGACCUUAGUCCUUGAUGGGCUCACAGUCCCAGCUGAUUUAGUCACCGAGAUCAUUACCCACGAAUCUUUCAACGUCCAAAUCCUGUCAAUUCGUGAUGUCCAACAUCUGAACGAACGUAAACUGCAACAAGCCCUUUUGUAUGCAGUCAGACCUUCGAGACCAGCCGGAACACCUAAGCUCCAGGGCUUGUAUGUAUUCGGGCCAAAGGAUCCCCCCUCGUCAUCUCGACUCCGACCUUACAUUAAAAGAUACCCCCCAGGUGUUGCACCGCUAGAUAUAGUCCCAUCAUAUGGAGGGUCAGUAUCCGCAAGGGGUGCACAAAUUGGGGCACGAUGGAACCAGAAAUCCGAGGAUGCGCUCGCAGAGGACAUGGCUAGUGACAAGUGGUUUCAGAAGAGUGGUAAGGUCUUUCCAAAAGUGCCAUCUUCGGAGUGGGCAGAAACCAUUCAAGCUUGUCAGGGUAUUAUAUGUUUUGAUGCCGUUCUCUGCAAUGGACCUCGACAUUCAGCCUUGAUCAAGUAUACUUCUUUCGAAAAACCGAAUAGUUCACCUUGGUAUUGGCGUCCCGACGCAUACAUACCGCCUCGGAUUGCAACGCAUGGGCUUGGAGUCUGCAGUCGGUGUGGUGGUGCUCCUGAAGGCGUCGCAAGGUUUGAAAUAUCACCCAUGGAACGCUUCCCGCUGCUGGCUCCUCCACCACUCCAUUCAUCAACUAUCAAGUCAGCGAAGACUCCGUUACGCCGAGACUCCCACCAUACAAAGGAGCUGUUAGUACGCUGUGUCGAAUGCCUCCGAAAUCGAUACUGCGAGAGUUGCCACAAAUGGUGGUGUGAAGAUUGCUACGAAGUCGGAAAUCCGGGCUACACAUCCACUGCAACUGAGUCGUUGCAUAGUGUCAGUGCUGGGCAGGAAGAACUAAAUAGAGAUGUCAAGGUACAUAUCAAUCUUUGUAUUGCGAGUCGUAUUAUGGAAACGGUGCUGUCCGAAACCGGUAGUAAUGAAGUGCGGAGUUGA